Messenger RNA from Mandrillus leucophaeus (drill), 814 nucleotides. Its product is annotated as synaptobrevin homolog YKT6-like. Lineage: Eukaryota; Metazoa; Chordata; Mammalia; Primates; Cercopithecidae. The transcript has 3 exons. The record is from RefSeq and is a predicted model, not a curated record. Gene Ontology annotation, molecular function: SNAP receptor activity. Bases 44 to 814 code for a protein of 256 amino acids. Gene Ontology annotation, cellular component: Golgi apparatus. Gene Ontology annotation, biological process: endoplasmic reticulum to Golgi vesicle-mediated transport.
GGUCCCGCAGCUGGGCAGGCAGGUGGCCUGAGGGCACAGAGCCAUGAAGCUGUACAGCCUCAGUGUCCUCUACAAAGGCGAGGCCAAGGUAGUACUGCUCAAAGACGGGUACGACGAUGUGGCUUCCUUCAGCUUUUCUCAGAGAUCCAGCGUUCAGGAAUUCAUGACCUUCACAAGUCAACUGAUUUUGGAGCGCUCAUCCAAAGGCACUAGAGCUUCUGUCGCAGAACAAGACUAUCUGUGGCACGUCUAUGUUCAGAAUGACAGUCUUGCAGGUGUCGUCAUUACUGACAAUGAGUGCCCAUCCCGGGUGGCCUUUACCUUGCUGGAGAAAGUACUAGAUGAAUUCUCCAAGCAAGUCAACAGGAAAGACUGGCCAGUAGGAUCCCCUGCUACAAUCCAUUCUGCAUCCCUGGAUGGUCACCUCAGUAGAUACCAGAACCCACGAGACGCUGACCCCAUGACUAAAGUGCAGGCCGAACCAGACGAGACCCAGAUCAUUCUGCACAAUACCAUGGAUUCUUUGUUAGAGCGAGGUGAGAAGCUAGGUGGCUUGGUGUCCAAAUCCGAGGUGCUAGGAACAGGUGCCUUCUAUAAAACUGCCCGGAGGCCAGUGUGGAAUCUACGACAAGUUUAUUGCUCACUGAGCACAGGGAGUGGGGCCUAUGAAGUGGGUCCAGUGAACCCAACAGGUGCUAGAAGUAAUUGUACAGGUAUGAGCUGGCCAGCCAUUGUGCAGCAACCCUCUAUGCAGACACAGAAUGUCCUGAGCACACCAGGAACUGCAGACGCCAGUGCCCCACAUGACUUCUAG